Oppiella nova is the source of this 3003-nucleotide messenger RNA. The record is from the annotation of a GenBank genome assembly. NCBI's taxonomy places the organism in Eukaryota, Metazoa, Arthropoda, Arachnida, Sarcoptiformes, Oppiidae.
AUGGACAUGAUGUGCUACCCGCUCUGUUAUGACUUUAUGCAAAUGGAAGUUUCUAUUGAAGAUGAAAGCCUUGUUGUUUCAUGGGAGUUUGAUGCAAACUUUAAAGCGGCGCCCAAUGUUGUGAAGUUGAAUAAAGUGGAGUUUGUAUUCGAUCGACCCAAAAAUCCACACAUUUUGUUGACGGAGCUACCAGAGGUGAAUUCAUUUGAUGAGUUGGUGCAACAAAAUAUUAUCAAAGCUAUUCAUCAAGAGCUUGCGAACGACUUUGCUGUAGGUGUCGAUGAAAGUUUGUUGAAAGAUUCGACCAACACCUUUGAGAUUGCCAAUGUAAAAGAUAUCUUGUGCUCUAAGAUAUCUUGGAUGGUCUCUGUAAGCAUAAGCUCUGAAACAAAAAGCCAGUUUGAAUCUAUUUUAUCAGUACAUUUACCUGAAUCGAAAUUAGUUGAUCAGUUUCAAAGACACAAAAGAAAACUAAGAAUUUCGUUGACUGAUCGAUGUAAUUUUAAAUGCAGUUAUUGUAUGCCUGAUCAUCCGACCUGGUUAGCUAAACAGGAUAUUUUAAGUUUUGAAGAACUUUAUAGAUUUUGCGAAGUGAUGAUUAAGCUUGGCAUCACUCAAAUUCGCUUAACGGGUGGCGAGCCGUUGAUGCGAAAAGGGCUGGUUAAUUUUAUUUAUACGCUCAAUACGUUAAGACCCUUAGGUUUACAACGUGUCUCAAUGACGACGAAUGCUUAUUAUUUAGAAAAAUAUGCAGUUGAGCUAAAACAAGCUGGGCUUGAUGAUCUAAAUAUAAGUUUAGACAGUAUUGAUCCAGACACUUUUUUUAAAAUGACUCAAAAACCCUUAACACCCGUAUUAAAAGGAAUUGAGGCGGCAAAAGCUGCAAAUAUCCCAAUUAAACUCAACUGUGUUUUGGUCUAUGGAGAGAAUCAUCAGGAAAUAUUGCCAUUAACUGAGUGGGCUUAUCGAAAUGACUUCGAACUACGAUUUAUUGAAUACAUGCCAUUGGAUCAACCUGAGCAUUGGAAGCGUGAGAAAGUCGUGGUUGAGGAUGACAUUAUCAAUAUACUUUCGCCAUAUUUUCGCAUCGAUAAAUUAGAGCGAAAUAAUGACCCAGCCACAAUAUAUACACUCAAUCAACGUUUUAAACUGGGUAUUAUUUCCACCAUCAGCAAGCCUUUUUGUCAAAGUUGUGAUCGUUUGCGUUUAACCGCGACGGGUAUUUCUGUUCGACAUUUAUUGGAUAAAGCUCAGGGAAAACAAUUGAUAGCAACAAUUUUGGAUACGGUUUGGCAAAAAAAGGCAGGCUAUAUUGCUUAUCAAGCUGCACCCAUUCGUAAGAUUAGGUUUUUUAUGAAAAAUGUAGGCAUGAAGCCUGAGAGUUAUCGUAUUGCUACUGCAAGUUCAGAGUUAUUCGCGCCUCCGCAUUGUUUACAAUUAUUAGCAGAGGGCAAUACUGAAAAAGGCGAUGCACUAAAAACAGCACGAAUCGCAGGGAUUCUUGCAGCCAAACGUACCGAUGAGCUUAUUCCGCUUUGUCAUCCUUUACCUAUUUAUCGAGCUGAUGUCGAUUUUGAAAUACUAGCAGAUCGCGUCAAGAUUACGGCAACCGUAGAAACGAUUGCGCCAACUGGUGUUGAAAUGGAGGCUUUAACUGCCGCAAGUCUGGCUGCGCUUACGAUUUAUGACAUGUUGAAACCGCAUUGUGAACCAGAUGAACUGAUGAUUGGUCAUUGCAAACUUGAAUUGAAAAAGGGCGGGAAAUCGCACUAUAAACGUCAUCUUCGACAAGCUGUAUCAGCUGCAGUCAUUGUUUUAUCAGAUAGUGUCGCUUCUGGCAAAAAACCUGAUACUGCGGGACGUUCUGUGGUUGAAACCUUAACUGAGGCUGGAUUUGAUCCAAUUCACUAUCAAAUCAUCGCUGAUGAGCCUUUGCAACUAAAACAAUUGAUUUCAGAAUUGGUGCAAUCUUAUGGAUGCAUCAUUACAGUGGGUGGGACAGGCAUAGGUAAGCGCGAUAUUACUGUUGAUACGAUAGAACCAUUAUUGGAAAGAGAGCUGAAUGGUCUGAUGGAAGCGGCACGUGCUUUUGGGCAAAGACGGACACCUUAUGCUGCAAUGUCUCGUGGUGUUGCUGGUUUUAUUGACCGUUCACUGGUCAUUACGUUACCAGGAAGCCGUGGUGGUGCUUCUGAAUCUAUGGCAGCGAUUUUACCUGCCUUGGUGCAUAUCUUUGAUGUAUGUCGAGACUUACCACACCCAGGAGGUUUAGAUCAAGCAUUGGCAGCUUAUUCUACGGUUGAAUCGCGAGCGGUUCAGACUCUGCCACUGGUAGAAGCACAUCAACAUUAUCUGGCACAAGAUGUCCUGUCUGAGAUUGCAUUACCUCUAUUUACUCAGAGUGCAGUAGAUGGCUAUGCCUUAAAAAGCGAAGAUAUUCUUGCCGGUAUUACCGUGUUUGAAUUGGUUGGAGAAAUACGCGCAGGCGGUAAAUUGCCAGAUUCGGCUGAUACAGUUGCCAGACAAGAAAUAGUAUCUAAACUAGAUAGCCGAAUCAGCUUAAAUCAAGCGCUUAACAAAGGGACAGAUAUUCGUUAUCAAGGCGAAGAAUUAUCCAUUGGUACAAUAUUGGCAAAGCAGGGCCAAUAUCUAAAAAGUGGCUUAGUUGCAUCACUAAGGGAUGAAGUCAGCAAAAGUCUUGAUAAUAGCGCUCAGGUUUUUGAUGCGAAUUCACCAAUGGUUUUGACAUGGUUGAAGGAAAGAGAAGCCAAACCAGAAUGGGAGAAGGCAAGCUUAAGCGAAGCUGUAAAGGGUGAUAGUCGAGAACAACUGUUGCGUAUGAAACUGAAUGUUGAUGAGCAAGGGCAACUUAGUGUUUCAAAACUCAAAAAACAGCAAUCGCAUAUGCUAAGUAAUUUAAGUGAAGCGAAUGUCAUUGGUCGAAUUCCAGUGUUUAACAAUGCUGAAAAUUGCCCCAAAUUCAUUGAGUUCAUUCGUCUUUAG